AUGCCCGAUAUCCCUACUCGGAACAUCUACGAUGAUGAUCAUUGGCUCGUGAACGAGUCAGAUAUUCGCGAACUGGUCCAAAGAUGCAUGGUCAUCAUCACUAUAAGAAGAUUCUCAUCCGUACUUGCCCGUCUUGGAGGACUAUUCGAUGCUAUCGUCGAAGUUGUAGUUGUCCAUCUCCUGUGGGCUCCAACUAUAGUAGCAGUAGAAGACCUCGACGACAACCCCGACGGAGGCGGCGGCGGCAGUCUGAUCCGUCGCCUCGUGGGUCGUCGAGAAGGCCAAGGCGUGGUAAUGAGGACCAUGAUAAUGGGGUGGGGACGAUGUGGCAGUUUGCCGGGGUACCUCUUCCGGAGAUUCGCUUCAGCUGAAGUAGGCGAGUCGAGUUUUGCUGUGUUCAUCAGCGCUAUGAGGAGUAGAAAGCUCACAGAUGAGAUGGCAGUAGAGUUAACAGAGGUAUUGAGGUCAGACGAAAGGAAGUUGGCGGACCCCUCAGGGGCUUGUCUGGCUGCUGCCAUGAUUCCUCGAGCGUUCCUGGCGGUAGAGUUACCCGAUAUGGAGGUGGAGUCGAUGGCUAGCAUCACCAAGGUGGUUACUUUGGAGGAGGUCAAGACCCUGCUACAGGGGUUACUAGAGGAGGGGGAUGCUCAGCAGCUACGACGACGGCUAAGCAUGGAGGCUGCAGUUCGAGCAGUAGCAUAUCUGCGGCACAGUGGGGUGGAGGUGACGGAGAGAAUGCUAGAAGGCGUACUGCAGGUCCAUCAGGCGGCGUUAACGGCUGUGCUGGACGGAGAUAUGGAGAUUAAGGAGUUUCUCAAGGAGUUGGCUGAGUCGAUGAAAACGAUGAAGUACUUCUCGAAGGUCAAAGUGGCUCGUGAGGGCUUCUUGCCGUACUAUCAGCGAGCCGUGGCGGCUAUCACUAAGGCGGAUCAUACGUUCAUAUCGGGAAGAGUUCGCCUCCGUACCCCCCUCAGAGUUGGCACAGUUCCCACAGCUUUUGGAAAGGUCUUGGCUGAGGUGGCUCCGGUGGAGCUCGCCGCAGUGAUGGUCACUGAGCUGGACGAGACCAAGAUCCUCGGUGGGUUGAGAGAGUCGCAGUUGCCGUCUGUGGUGUCCGUAUGGAUGCAGCUAUUGGCUCUACCGGGGGGUCAUGACUCCCGACUGCUCCGUCUAGCAGAUUUGAUAGCAAGCAGUGAAAGUGCGACACUGGGGGAUAUGUGUCGGGCGUGGGCUGCCUUAGGAGCUUGUGAUGAGACUAUUGUAACUUCUACGAUGAAGACUUUAUCUGGGAGGAUUAAAACUAAGUUGUCAAGAGAGCUCGAACCGAGGCAUGUUAGGUUGAUGUACGAUCAGUAG
Perkinsus marinus ATCC 50983 is the source of this 1356-nucleotide messenger RNA. RefSeq lists its product as hypothetical. NCBI's taxonomy places the organism in Eukaryota, Perkinsozoa, Perkinsida, Perkinsidae. The record is from RefSeq and is a predicted model, not a curated record. The transcript has 14 exons. The coding region runs from base 1 to 1356 and encodes 451 amino acids.